Messenger RNA from Prorocentrum cordatum, 1055 nucleotides. The record is from the annotation of a GenBank genome assembly. NCBI's taxonomy places the organism in Eukaryota, Dinophyceae, Prorocentrales, Prorocentraceae.
GAGGGCGACGAGGGCUGGUCUUUUGCUAAAGGUCGCCGUGGCAAGGCUCAAGUCUCGAACUUCGCAUGCCCGUCCUGUGGUUGCAAGAAGAGCAGCGUCAAUGCCACGCAUUGCAAGCACUGUGCGCACCCUCUUCCUCGGCUGCUUCCUGGUGCUGGGCUUCCUGCUGGUGGUCGCUGGGCUGCCUCUGGCCCCCCUGGUUACUGGCUUGAGAACGGCGUCAGUGGCAAGGGGGCGUCCUUCCAGUACGGCGGGGGCAAAGCAGGUGGUCGAGGGCUUUGUGGCAAAGGCAAGGGCAAAGGCUUCUACGGCGGGGACAAGACGAUGUGGGACGUGCUGGCUCGUCAAGGAGAUUCGUGUGCUGGAGGUCCCGCGGGCGGCCCCCCUCCUCUUCCCGUGGGACCAGUGCCUGCCAUCUCAGCGUCUGAGGCUAAGGCCUUGGGCGAGUCGCUUCAGAAAGCGGGAGAUGUUGCGACGGCCGCCAAGUACCUGGACAUGGCAAAGCAUCUGGAGGCGGCCGCGAAGCCCGCUGUUGUCUCGGACCACACGAAGAUGCAGCAGGCCCAUGCCUUGGUGCGCAAGUUGGAGAAGCAGAUGGAGCAUCAACUGGGCCGAGUCACGCGUCUUCGGGAACAACUCAUCGAAGCGGAAGCCUCGCUACGUACUUCGCGGGCCCACCUUGACCAGGCAGACAUGGACUACAAGGAGACGCUGGCUGCCCUGCAAGGGCCCCCUCAGCCUCUGGAGAAGGCUCAUCCGAUCUCUUUCAAGCUCGAGGAUUUGGUUGCAGGAGACGUGGACUUCGCCAAAAUCAUCGAUUGCAGUCAUAUGCUGGAGGAUCUCACGACCGACUACGACGUGGAUGCGGCCGACCUCGAACAGUUCCAGAAGAGGAAGGAGGACCUCUCAUCGGGGGUCACCAAGCUGGCCAGGGAUCUCUUCGCCCAGGUCGCGUCGCACGCCAAGGUGCUGCCGCGGCUGGAGCUGGAGCAGGGGCGCCGUCUGAAGGUGCCAAGGGUGCAGCGUCUGGAGCGGGGUCGGCUGAGGCUGGUCAG